GUGGCCAGAAGAACUUCAGCCAGUCAUUAUUGGAGAAAGGAAAUUCUUCCGCAUAGAAGACCCGUUACUUUCCCAUUUUGGAUUAAAGAUGCAUGUGAAGAAGAGAGGUUACAAACAUUUGGAUAAGAUUAUCGAGACCAACGGUACGUAUAUCUAGUCAUUGAGGACUUCAAACAUUUAGUUUGCGAAUCCGAUUACGUGAGAUGCUUAAGUUAUAUGUUAUAAUAAUCACAGAUUCGAUGAAAAAGACUUGUAAUUUAAUCAUUUGUUUAUUGUAAAUAGACAAGAUAACUCAGAACUCACAUUAUCGAAUUAUGUAAACUUUAAGACAUACGUCCUCGAUUUUAGCGAACCCUUUGGUCCCCAAGAUGUGAAAGCUAAUUCUCUCUCUGAUGAUAAUACUUUUCUUUGUUGGGUAGUCCUGAGAAUUUGGUAUUAUAUCAAGACAAUAUCCCCUAGUUGAUACUGUUCAUAAUUCUCAUACCUCUCUGUUUAACAGUGCAUAGAAAUUGUGAGAAGAAUUAAUUCUUAUACUUAAUAAUUUAUACUUGCCUUUAGAGGGGUGUAAAAUAGUCCCUUGAAAUUUUCAAGUGCUCACAAGAUUUUGGUUUUGCUCGAAAUGCUUUAAAAAUUUUUAAGGAGGCACACUUUCUUAUGCAAACAACCCUUUGUUAUUGCUUACACGCUCGGAUCCUGGAGUACUCGCAGUUCCGUGAAUCAUAUUUUGUAAGUUGUUUUGGAAAGAAAUAAUUCUAUCCUUACCUUUCCUGAACUGGAGGUACAAAGAGAUAUCUUUUUAUUUAUUAAAACAAAAAAUUAUAAUAAAUUCAUAACAAUUUGAGAAGCUGAAAAAGGAUUGUUGUCAGUGGAAAAUUUGCAAAGCACUACUGCUUGUGCUCACAAAAUGUAAUGCAAAGCUCCCAUGCCAAGAAAUGCUCACAAGGACUAAUAAAUACCUCUUAUAGGAAAUGGAAUAGCCAUUCUUUCAUCGAGUCAAACUUUCUGUCAUAUUGUCCGGUAGUAAACAUUUAAUUUGUCCUCAAAAUAUCAAUCCUUUUAGGAUAGACAGGUGGUGAAAGUAAAAUAAAACAAUCAACAAGGGGGUAUUCUCUUCAUUCCUGACAUGGCAAUCAGCAAUCAAUAAUUAUUGUUGAUAUUUAGAGCUUACAAAUGACAGCUUAAACUAUAUCUUUUGAAUUUAUGUGUAAUAAUAAAGUCCCAUCAUCCUAGAUAGGCAGAAAUAUCAAAUAUCUUUUAUGCUUAUUGGUAAAUAUACAAUCAUGUACAUGUCUGUAUUUUACAGGUUUGUCUGUCAGUGAAGAAUAUCUGUUUAAAAAUGAAAGUUCCAAGCUCCGAACUCACAUGUCUUGCAAAGUUGGGAUAUUAUUACUCUUUACGCACAACAGUAGACUGCAAGGAGAAGACAAUGAAACUGCUUCAAGACUUCGAUGUUAUUUAAUCGAUAUGCUUCUUGGCACUGUGCUGAAUACAGCUGCAUAUGAUACUGCUCACAAUGAACUAAAUUCAGUAGAACCACUCAGAAAUCAGUCAUCUUUGAAUGCACCAUCUUCUCCUCCUCCACAGUUGGAAACAGGAACUUCACCUUUUUCUGAUACACAUUUAUCUGGACCACUGUUACCAGAAAAUUCAUCUUUCUCACACCCUCCAUCCUCUGUACCACUGUUGCAACCAACAACUCCAGCAAGUUCAUCUUUCUCCAAUCCACCAUCCUUUGGGCCACUGUUACAACCACACAGACAAAUGAAAAUUAAGCAGGAACUCUUAGAAACCAAUGAGAUUUAACUAUCAGUCUCCGAAGACAUUGACACAUGAUGCAAUCUGGGGCAAAAUGCAAGCCUAUUUUUCCCACCAAGCUGUAGGAGUUAGUGGUCAGAAUUAUUUAC
Pocillopora meandrina is the source of this 1904-nucleotide messenger RNA. The record is from the annotation of a GenBank genome assembly. Lineage: Eukaryota; Metazoa; Cnidaria; Anthozoa; Scleractinia; Pocilloporidae.